Molecule: messenger RNA, 1019 nt
Organism: Tinamus guttatus (white-throated tinamou)
Lineage: Eukaryota; Metazoa; Chordata; Aves; Tinamiformes; Tinamidae
Gene: BLVRA
Product: biliverdin reductase A
Biological process (GO): heme catabolic process
Cellular component (GO): cytoplasm
Molecular function (GO): nucleotide binding; biliverdin reductase [NAD(P)H] activity; zinc ion binding
Source: RefSeq, a predicted model, not a curated record
UAAGAAGGAGCUGCGGGGAGUGGAUGGGAAUUAAACGGGAUCAUGUUUCUCCUGUGCACUUGAAGAGAUUAACAAGAUGUUUGGGACCGUGGUGGUUGGACUUGGAAUUGCUGGCUUAGCACGGAUCCGAGAUUUGAUGAAUCCAAUACCUUCCAGCCCUUCAGAGCGCCUGAAACUCUACGGAUUUAUAUCCAGGAGAAAUCUGGGCAAAAUUGAUGAGGCCAAACAGAUUAGCCUGGAAGAAGCUCUGAGAAGCAAAGAUAUCCAUGCAGCCUUCAUCAGCACAGAGAACAUAAGUCAUGAAAAAAACAUCAGAACGUUUUUAGAAGCCGGGAAACACGUCCUCGUUGAAUACCCCAUGGCUUUGUCUGCUAAGGCAGCCCAUGAGCUCUGGGAAAUGGCUGAGCAAAAAGAUAAAGUCCUCCAUGUGGAGCACAUUGAACUGCUGACCGAAGAGUACAAGCAGCUGAAAAAGGAGGUGGCUGGGAAAGACCUGGUGAAGGGAACAUUACAUUUUACGGGUAGUGUCCUUGAUGAAAAGCAAGCAGGAUUCCCAGCUUUCAGUGGAAUCGCCCGGCUGACUUGGCUGGUUGACCUUUUUGGAGACCUCACUGUUAUCUCGGCCACCCGAGAAGAGCAAAAGGAGACGAAUUAUUCCAGAAUGACAGCCCAUUUUCAGACUGCAAACAAGAAGCCUCUGACUUGGAUCGAAGAAAGAGGACCAGGAAUGAGACGUGAGAAGAAGAUCAACUUCUGUUUCACAAGCGGCUGCCUGGAGGACCUCCCCCAAGCCUCAAGGUCGGCUGUAGGCCUUUUCAUGCAGGAUCAGAACCUCUUUGCCAAAAAACUGCUGGGCCAGGUAUCUAAGGAGGAACUGGCUGCUGAGAAAUGGCGAAUUUUGCGCUGUCUUGACCUGGCAGAGGAGAUCCAACAGCACUGUGAGCACACGGAGAGAAGAGAUUCCUAAGGCCGCUUGCAGGGACCAAGGGAUGUAACAGCACGAAAGGUGUAGGGCUAGA